AUUCACUAUGUUCUGAAUCUCCUCAAGAAUGAUUCAUACUCGCUGACAGCAGGUGACGAUGCAGAGGGCUGCUCCUCCACCGCGACUUAUCGACCCAACAUAUGGAAGAGGAAGAAGUGGGACCGGCGUAGGAUUAACCGGAGCAGCAAGAGGCUUUGCGGAGGCAGCAAAGAGAAAACAACAAGGGUGAGCGAUGUCGGUCAGGGGGAGUAUGCUGAUAGGAAUUCUGCAGCAGCUGCUGAAGACGACUCAAACCGAUCCGGCUUCUUGGAAGAGGACUACAUCGUCCUCUGCUUCAGAGAAGACGGGGCAAUUGAUUUGUUGAACGACCAUACCCCAGAGGCGUCACCAGCACGGGAAAUGUCGAGUGGGACUGAGAUGAUUCGGGUUAAUUCCAACAAGAACAGGACGGCGAGAGUUCACGACUGCUGUUGGAAUAAGAACGGGCAGGCAAGAAAUAAUGCGGAGCAUUGCGUCCAAGAGGCUGAACAAAGAGAGGUACGACAGUUUCCAAUAACAAACUCGAACUGGAGAAGGAAACCAAACGAGGAUCUCUGCUUGUUUGUUUAUGGUUUUCUAUAGGAAGAGGAGCUCGAUUUGGCGCCGAGGCACAAUAGAUCGAAAAGCAGCAGCGGGUCAUUUUCGUUUCCUGAAUUGAGGUGAGAGUGGACAGAGAGCCCGGCCCGAAUGCCAAAACCAGAGGAAACCGGUUCGAGUACGCCAAGGGUUCAGUCUACCUCAGUGCCGUGACCCGCGGAUUCAUAGUAAAUUAUAGAAGCAAAAUUGAUUUUACCAUUCAGUUCUUUCACCUCUAUUCGCAUAAAUUCCCCUAGUUGGAUUGCUUGUCGUUCAGCCAAUCGGUCAAUAGAAAAAGACAUU
Molecule: messenger RNA, 879 nt
Organism: Punica granatum (pomegranate)
Lineage: Eukaryota; Viridiplantae; Streptophyta; Magnoliopsida; Myrtales; Lythraceae
Source: RefSeq, a predicted model, not a curated record